Messenger RNA from Manduca sexta (tobacco hornworm), 1374 nucleotides. Its product is annotated as COMM domain-containing protein 2. The record is from RefSeq and is a predicted model, not a curated record. The transcript is spliced from 5 exons. Bases 608 to 1306 code for a protein of 232 amino acids. Lineage: Eukaryota; Metazoa; Arthropoda; Insecta; Lepidoptera; Sphingidae.
AGAGUGUAAAUAAUAGUGUGAGCCGUAAUAAAUAAAUUAAAAAAUAAAUAAAAGUGACAAUUAACUGUCGGUAAAUAAUAGCUAAUUGAGUAAAGAAAUACGUAAGACUAGGCACUAUGGUCGUAAGACUAUAGCCUGUCCUCUAAGGACGAUGGAAUAAAAAGUGAUACUUACUGCUAAUUGUCAAUUGACUGGUCAAUUGACAGAAUUGAGUCGAGCAUCUUGGCAAUAUUUACGUUUUCAUUUCAUUUUCUUCAACAAACACUAGUGUUUUAUUGUAAUUUAGAUACGAAUUAUCUACAAAAUUAAUAAUAUUUAACACGCUAAUAACAUGUUUUCAUAAUUGUGCCGUUGCAUGGGCACCUAACAUUAAUUGCUUUUUUAAAUCGCAUCAUUAAUACUAUAUUACAUACAUAUGUAAAUAAUACAUUAUUCUGUAAGUCCUUAAGUAACCACAGGCUCGUUACUUGUCAGAAUUAUUGUGCAAGUAAUAAACCGUAUUUACACUGUUUGCCUAUAUAUUUCUUGACGUUGAAAAGUGAUUUCAUGGUUUAAUUUAAAAUUCAUGCAAAUUUCAUCUUAAAGAUACAUUUGUUAUACAUAGAAAAUGAUUAUUUUCCUAACCGAGCUACAAAAACAACAUCUUGGUGUAUUACAUCAACGUUCCAUACAAGUAUUAGUAGAUUUCUGUAAACUAGCAUUGGAUUUUUUGAAUAAUGGGCCUAAUUUUAAAAAGUAUACAAUUGCUGCAGAAAAAUUGAGUAUGAGUAUAACUGAUGUACAAAAUGUUAUACAUGCAUUGGUACAUCUUAUUGUUGAAGGUUGCGAACAUAAUCUAUCAGAAUCGGACUUCAAAUCAUCCUUGGCAAUAGCUGGAUUCUCUAAUGAACAGCAAGAAGUGUUAUUAAAAUUUUAUAUCACAAAGAAAAUAGAGUUAUCUGAAGCAUUGUAUUUACUCAAGCAAAAAGAUCCUACAUAUCAGGAUUUUAUGUGGCGGUUCGAAGUCCAGAUUGCAUCAAAGAAUAAAAGUGAUGAAAUCAAGCCUACAAUAACAUUAAAUUUUGUAACUAUGACAUCAAAACAAUAUAGCGAGAUCAAAGAAGAUAAGAAAGACAAUAGAUCAACAAAAUCUGUAAUAGAUACAAGUAUACAGGAGUCUAAAGCGGCAAACCAUUGUCAACAUGUAAUCACUCAUAAUUUGGUGCAAAGCGACAUACCAAACUUAAUUCAUCUUACAAAUAAGUUGGAACAAGCUUUAAAGGAAUCAAAGAGUCAGCAUGUCCGCAAAGUACAAAGAUCAUUGUAGGUAACAUAUUCCUAAAAUACAAUGUAUUACAAUUAUAUUCAAUAUAAAUUUUAAUAUAUAGUACAGAA